CGAUUGGCUUCAGGUGCGGCUGGCGGCUACCAAUUCAUUCUCCAGAAAGUAUUGGCAACCCGCAACCCCGCUCCAGAAUUUUGACUGCGACUAACGAUCCGGAAGUGCAGGGGGCAUGAAACAGCUAUGGAAUAGAUCUCAGAAUCUUGUGAAUGAUCUUACUGCACAGAUAGAUUGCUAGAUCGGAGUGUUGUGAAUUAUAAUGGACAAUGGAGAUUUUCUCGAAUGCGGCCUUCUUGAUCAGAAUGAGAGCAGCAGAAUCCACACAGGAGAUGGUUCGGUUGACAGGAAAGGUAACCCUGCAGUGAAGAGCAAUACUGGAAACUGGAGAGUUUGUCCCUUCAUUCUUGGUACGGAGUGUUGUGAACAGUUGGCUUUCUAUGGAAUUGCUACGAAUCUUGUCAGCUACCUUACCAAAGAGAUGCACCAAGGGAAUGCCAGUGCUGCCACAAGUGUUGCCACUUGGCAAGGCACCUGUUUCCUCACACCCCUUAUUGGUGCUGUCUUUGCUGAUGCUUAUUGGGGAAGAUAUUGGACUAUUGCUGUCUUCUCCACUAUUUAUUUCAUUGGCCUGUGCACAUUAGCUCUAUCUGCAUCUGUUCCUGCUUUAAAGCCUGCUAAAUGUGUGGGUUCUUUUUGCCCUAAUCCCACUCUUUCGCAAUACACUGUGUUCUUCACUGGCCUAUGUCUUAUUGCACUGGGGGCUGGCGGGAUUAAACCCUGUGUGUCUUCAUUCGGUGCCGAUCAGUUUGAUGAAACGGAUUCAAGAGAGAGGGUCAAGAAGGGGUCCUUCUUCAAUUGGUUCUAUUUCUCCAUCAACAUUGGUGCUUUAGUUUCCAGUAGUUUGAUAGUGUGGAUACAAGACAAUGCAGGGUGGGGACUCGGAUUCGGUUUUCCUGCACUGUUCAUGGCACUUGCUAUUGCCAGUUUCUUUGCUGGAACUCCUCUUUACAGAUUUCAGAAACCCGGUGGGAGUCCUAUCACAAGAGUGUGCCAGGUCUUGGUUGCUUCAUUCCGCAAGUGGAAUGCAACAGUCCCUAUUGAUAGCAGCCUGUUGUAUGAAAGUCAAGAUAAAGUUUCUGCAAUCGAAGGGGGUCGGAAGCUGUUGCACACUGAUGAAUUAAGAUGCCUUGACAAGGCGGCAGUGAUAUCCGACUCUGAUCUGAAAACCUGGGGUUAUUCCAAUGCGUGGCGCCUCUGUACAGUAACGCAGGUAGAAGAAUUGAAAAUCUUGAUCCGGAUGUUCCCCAUAUGGGCAACUGUGAUAGUGUUCUCUGCAGUUUUUGCCCAGAUGUCAACACUGUUUGUAGAGCAAGGGAUAGUGAUGGACACUUCCAUGGGUUCCUCCUUCAACAUCCCAGCUGCCUCCCUCUCCUCUUUUGAAGUCAUCAGCGUCAUUGUCUGGGUCCCACUCUACGAUGCCAUCCUCGUGCCCAUUGCGAGGAAGUUCACCCGGAUGGAAAGAGGGUUCUCUGAAGUCCAACGGAUGGGUAUCGGGCUAUUCAUCUCGGUCCUAUGCAUGUCAGCUGCUGCGUUGGUCGAGAUCAAACGGUUACGGGUCGCCCGACACUUUGCCCCGGUCAACGAAGCGGUCCCCGCCCCGGUCAGCAUCUUCUGGCAGGUUCCUCAGUAUUUCUUGUUGGGCGCUGCAGAGGUCUUCACGUUCAUCGGGCAGCUGGAGUUCUUCUACGACCAAUCGCCCGAUGCCAUGCGGAGCUUGUGCAGCGCACUGUCGCUCAUGACGGUUGCGUUGGGUAGUUACCUGAGCUCUUUGAUUCUGACCGUGGUCACUUCGGUCACCACCCGAGGUGGCAAACCGGGAUGGAUUCCGGAUAACUUGAACGAUGGCCAUCUGGAUUACUUCUUCUGGCUCUUGGCUCUCCUAAGCUUCCUCAACAUGCUUGUCUACAUCUUCUGUGCCAACGCUUACAAAUCAAAGAAAGCUACGUGAUUGCCUAUAUUGUAAAGCCGCAUGUACACCUAGAGUUCAACAUCGGCCUUCCCUUCGUCGGCCUCCCCUUUAUUGGCGCGCCUCUUCCGAUCUAAUUGCCUUCAAUGAAUUGCCGGCUAUACCAAAAAAGUGGGAUAGCUGGCUGCACCGUAUAACUUGCGUCGCAUAUAUAUUCUCGCUAAACAGUUUCAUUAUUGAUUAAACUUUGUGAAAAAGUAAAUAAGAAUUUCUUUUUUAGGGGCAAGUAAAUUCUUUAUGUAUUC
Cuscuta campestris is the source of this 2214-nucleotide messenger RNA. The record is from the annotation of a GenBank genome assembly. NCBI's taxonomy places the organism in Eukaryota, Viridiplantae, Streptophyta, Magnoliopsida, Solanales, Convolvulaceae.